This is a messenger RNA of Esox lucius (northern pike), 2661 nucleotides long. RefSeq names its product forkhead box protein N4. The transcript is spliced from 9 exons. Gene Ontology annotation, biological process: regulation of transcription by RNA polymerase II. Lineage: Eukaryota; Metazoa; Chordata; Actinopteri; Esociformes; Esocidae. Gene Ontology annotation, molecular function: transcription cis-regulatory region binding; DNA-binding transcription factor activity, RNA polymerase II-specific. The coding region runs from base 655 to 2025 and encodes 456 amino acids. The record is from RefSeq and is a predicted model, not a curated record.
GAUGCAGCUAUCAAACAUCGUAGCUGCAUUACUGUCACUGCUGGUCUGAAAUAGUCUGAAAAGCUUAGCAAAAAUGCAUUGAUGGUAACUUUUGUUAGGAGCGUUUCCCUUAUUCUCGCCCCACUUCACAACCGUCUCUUACUUCUGUUUAUGUGUGUAGGAAAAUAUGCAAAAACACAUGAAAAUUAAUAUUUGUUAGUCUAAAUAGGGAUGUUGCCGAUCUGCCUUGUUUUCGCGUAUGAUGCCGAUCUGCCUUGUUUUCAGUUCCGCUGUUGGGGCAAUGUAGGGGAGGGGCGAUCUAUCCCUGGGGUCUGGUCUUCGGGACGGGGUGGUGCUUUAGUGGUCUCAGUGGGGAGGACUUGCUUGACUGCAUGUCUAAUUUGUUCUAGUAAGCAAAGGGGCUGGACACAUUGUUCAUGCAUCAAACAUUUAUUCCUAGGUGGACAAGUUAGAGUACCACACAGCUUUUUCCCAUGCCAAUCAGAGCUUAGUCAACAAUGAUUGCUUAGUUCACUGGACCUGCUUGUUUCUAGCCUUCUCACUGUGUUUAUUUGGAGUUCACCUAGCGACAUUGUUGACAGGGAAGUUCAGAGGCUUACGUCAGGAGGAAUCAUUAUUCUGUGCUAAGCUGAAUUGAGGGAUAUUAUUUGUGGCAUGGUUACAUGGAUGUUUUCCUCUAAAAGGCAGCUGACCGCUGAGCCAUCCCAGCAGUGUGAGGAUCUACCCGGGGACCUGCCGUCUCUGUCCUGGCUCACCACCGUGGAUGUACCCAGGCUUCAGCAGAUGGCUGCAGGCAGGCAGGCCUUCCACAACACAGCAGCCUGGGGCAGUACCCUCCAACACACAGACCAGCGAAGCAAAAUGAACACAGCUCUAGGACAUGAAACCAUGGUCCCUCCCCCUAGCAACGUGCGGACCAGUUAUAUUGGAAUAAACUACCAAAACAAUCUUUAUGGAGAUAAUGCGGUCUACCCAGGAAGUGACGUACCGGCCUCAGGAUACCCAGGAGGGGGUGUGCCCUACUGCUCAACUCUGGCCAUUCAACAAAAUUCCUCCCGCAGCCUGUACAACAGCCCCUUCUACCAUAACCAGAGCCUGUGUGAGCGGCACGCAGCGGUCAUAAGCAUCAGCGACCCCCACAGCAACCAGGAUCUGCUAGGGCAAGCCAAGGCCUUCCCUAAACCCAUCUACUCCUACAGCUGCCUGAUUGCCAUGGCUCUGAAGAACAGCCGGUCGGGCAGCCUCCCUGUCAGUGACAUCUACGGCUUCAUGAAGGACCACUUCCCUUAUUUCAAGACGGCCCCGGACGGCUGGAAGAACUCAGUGAGACACAACCUGUCUCUGAACAAGUGCUUUGUAAAGGUGGAGAACAAGCAGGGAGGCCCCACCUCCUCCACCCGUAAAGGCUGCCUGUGGGCCCUCAACCCAGCCAAGAUGGACAAGAUGGAGGAGGAGAUGCAGAAGGGGAGGCGCAAGGACCCGACAGCCAUUCGCCGCAGCAUGUCUAACCCAGAUGAGCUGGACAGGCUGAUCACAGACCGACCCGACGGCUGCCAGAGAAAGACCUGUGACCCCAGGAAGUGUUUCCCCUCCAGCGCCUGCCCUCCCCCUCUGUCUGGACAUCACUUCCAAGUUCUGAAUCCCGCCUGCCUAGGAGACCCUUGCUCCCCGGUACCGGCCCAGACACCUCCCCUUCACGCUGUCCCUAUCUCCCAGCAGGAGCCCUACAGACCCCAACACGGCCUGUACAGCCUCCACCCUGACAUCACAGCCGAGGCGGACGCCCUGGAAACCAGCAUCAUGGAGUUCGCUGGGAACCUAUGGGAGGAGAUGACAGAGGAGGGCUUCAGCCUGGAUACUCUGGGUUCUCCUCUGUGCCUGUCUGACUGUGAGCUGAGCGCCUCCAGCCCGGAGGUACAGCCCCUGGUGGACCUGCAGGUGUCGGGUCUGUACGCAACACCAGUUGGCCCCUCCCAAUAUGUCGCCGGCACACAGGCGGGAGGUCGGGCCAUUGCCCUGCUCUGACUGUCAAACACUGAUGCACGCCAGGAAGGAGUGUGGGAAGAUCAGCUCAGCCGAGUCCCUACACUGUUAACGAUACCGUAAGAGAAUCCAGAACCUUCCAUUACCUGACAGGGUGUCUUUCCCCGUUUAUUGUCUAUGGUGUUUUUUCUACUGAUUCCUCUUUUUUCGCCAAAGCGCUUAAGGACCAGCCAAAUCAGUGAGCCACGCCCCAUUUGAUUGUGUCUGUCAGCUUUUUAGAGUGAUGAGGAUCAAGUGUUUUUUUUUUUGUACAUGAUUGUUUUGAAGUGUAAAAUGCAAUGACACUUUGUAUGAGAGCUGGGGUCCAUGCUGGUUUCUGUGAAGAAGUAAACAUCAUCAGGGAAGCUCAUCUGUCAUCUUUUUCUUCAAGAGGAAAAUUCUUGUUGAUUUUCUGGUGUGUGCAGUCUCUUCUGUGGUACUCCAUGCAGACUCGCCAUUAUCUCUGCAUUUUAUCUGUAUUCAUUUUUAUUCCUUCCUGAGUAAAUUCACUAAAAUGCCUCUUGAUGCCGUGCCUUAAAACUUGUUUUGUUCUGUAAUAUAGAGGAAUUUAACAUGUUAAUGUAUUUUAAAAAUACAAUAUGAUUUUUGUUAAGGUAUUACAUGUUAUCAAGGUCGUUU